AUGCAACGAACAUGGAAUCCAUGGUUGCAUUUCGGUAGGAACCGGAGGUGCUCGCCGGGCAAAAACUCCGACAGGCAUAUCACGCAUUCCGAGUCCAGUCCCGGCAGAUUCAUCUCGGCCGAGUAA
Hibiscus syriacus is the source of this 126-nucleotide messenger RNA. RefSeq lists its product as uncharacterized. The transcript has a single exon. Bases 1 to 126 code for a protein of 41 amino acids. Lineage: Eukaryota; Viridiplantae; Streptophyta; Magnoliopsida; Malvales; Malvaceae. The record is from RefSeq and is a predicted model, not a curated record.